Molecule: messenger RNA, 2119 nt
Organism: Amphibalanus amphitrite
Lineage: Eukaryota; Metazoa; Arthropoda; Thecostraca; Balanomorpha; Balanidae
Product: DNA-(apurinic or apyrimidinic site) endonuclease 2-like
Exons: 6
Coding region: 210-1832 (540 amino acids)
Biological process (GO): base-excision repair
Cellular component (GO): nucleus
Molecular function (GO): double-stranded DNA 3'-5' DNA exonuclease activity; zinc ion binding; DNA-(apurinic or apyrimidinic site) endonuclease activity
Source: RefSeq, a predicted model, not a curated record
UUUUAGAGCGUUGUGCUUUUACGGUCGUCAAGCGCGUGUGCUCCCCUGUUGUUUCAAAACUUGGUAUAUUUUUGCUAUUUUUUUGUGCACACUACUUGGUAUAUUUUUGCUAUUUUUGUGCACACUUUGGUUCCUUCUUUUCUAUCUUAUAUUGCAAUCUGGCUGGCAGUGGCUAAAUCUCCCGAGUUGGUAACAUCCGCAAUCAAGUGAUGUACACCGUGACAACAUGGAACAUCAAUGGGCUUCGUUCUGCAAAAGAUCUCAAACAGAUGCUCGACAAGCUGGAUUCUGACAUAAUAUGCUUCCAGGAAACGAAAAUCACACGUGAGAUGCUUUCGGAGCCUCUGGCCAUCGUCCCCGGCUACACUUCCUACUUUGACUUCAGUCGGCGGCGCAGCGGGUACUCCGGGGUGGCGACCUACUGCCGCCAGUCGGCCACGCCGUCGGCAGCCGAGGCGGGUGUGGCGGGCUCGGGCGUCGACACCGACUCUGUGGGCUGCUACGGCGAGAUAGGCGCCGAGCUGGAGCCGGCGGAGCGGAAGGAGCUGGACGGCGAGGGACGCUGCGUGAUCACCCUGCACCGCACCGCCUGCCAGUGUCCCAGCUCCUCCGAAGACCGUCCCUGCCACGUGGCCGUGCUGAACGUGUACUGUCCGCGCGUGGACCCGGACCGACCGGAGCGGCUCGCCUACAAACUGCUCUUCUACCGGGCACUGAGACUGCGUGCUGCAGCGCUGCGGGCCGCCGGUCACCACGUGCUACUGGUGGGGGAUCUCAACUGCAGUCACCGACCCGCAGAUUCGUGUGACCCCGGAGACCUGAAGGAGUUCGCGGCCAGCCCGAGUCGCCGGUUCCUUGACGACUGGCUGUGUAAGCCGUCCGCUGCCGAAGCUGCCGCUCCCGACCAGCUAGUGGACUCGUUCCGGCUACUGCACCCGGCUGCUACAGAGGUCUACACGUGCUGGAACACCCAGCGCGCUGCCCGUCAGCUCAACUUCGGCACCCGUAUCGACUACGUGCUGUGCGACGCGCCGGCGGCCGCGGCCGGGCUCGUGUACCGCUGUGACGUGCUGGCUGAUGUACAGGGCAGCGAUCACUGUCCGGUGCGAGCGACCAUCGGGGCUCGGCUGGAGGCCGCCGGUCGGCCACCGCCCGCCUGCACGCGCUACUACCCGGAGUUUGCCGGCCGACAGCUCACCAUCAAACAGUGGUGCUCCGGUCAGGCCCCUGGUGGAAAGCGUCCCCCACAGCAGCCGGCGCAGAGACAGGCCGGAAAGCGCGCCCGAGGCGGACAGGCCACGCUGCUCGGGUUUGUGAAGAGGAGCAAAGUGCCUUCGUCGGACAGCGGAGGAGGUGGAGGGAAGGAUCAAGACACAAAAGCACAGUCAGACGAGCUCAGAGACCACAGGCCACAGUCUUCUGACAGGGUUUGUGCGGGCGAGAGUGAUCAGACGCCUGAGGGCGGCGCGGCGACGGCGAACGGCGGGGCCGUGGAGUCGUCGGACAGCUCCGGAGGCAGCAGCUGGCAGAGCACUCCGACAGAGCCUGACGGCGCAGAGCGGAAAGUCGCGGCGGCGGCUGCGGCGUUCUGGAGCGAGACGCUGCGCGCGCUCCGACCGCCGCCCUGCCGCGGACACCGCGAACCGUGCGUGCAGCGCGUGGUCAAAAAGGCCGGCCCUAACCUGGGCAAGCAGUUCUGGUGCUGCGCGCGCGGUGUGGGUAAGCCCGGCGACCCUGAGGCGCACUGCGGCCACUUUGAGUGGCUCCGUCGCGGCGGCCGCGGGCGCUCCAGCGACGUCACAACUGCUGUGGCUGGAUCGGUGGCGUCGUAAGGUAUGAGAAUCCGCGGCCCGUGGUGGGUGGGUGGAUGUCCUCGUGACUGACGGAGUGCGUCGGUUUUGUGAUUGGGUUUUAAUGAUUCGCUUAGUGUUUUCAAAGUCGGCCAUUCUCGUGUGUCACGUCAAGGUAGGUGAGUGAGGCAUAGUACUUGGCGGUACGGGUUCGAUCCUUGUGAAGCAUUUCCAGGGCCCUGCAUUGAAAAUGUUCACAUCCAUCAACAUAUUAUUAUUAUGCAUAUUUCAUAUCGUAGUUGGAACAAAUACAGUGCAUGACUUUGUAA